GUACAAGACCCGUCACCCGUAUCCCAUCAUACUGUCCACUCACCUGGUCACCCAGCUCUUCACUCACCACAGACACACAAAGAUGGGGACCACAAGCUUGGGGGUGAGUGCAAUCAUUGUGUAUUCAUUAUUAUUACAAAAAUAAAGUUACAAGGCUCUUCAGUUUGAAACAGUGGGGUGUAUUAAACUAUUUGUCACUUAUUUCUAAAUGAUACUCACCUUUCUUCAAGAAAUUGCACAAAUAAGAAAAAAAAGUAUUAAAAUUAAAAUUAUUUGCAUUGCCCUUCAUUUGAAAUGAUUUAUGAAUGAAGGGAGAAACAUAUUUGAUAUACAGUGCUCUUUAAUUAUUUGAAACUGUAUAAGAUACUCUUAAUUCUAUAUAAAUAAAUUUACAUCAGAGUAGCUCAAAUUUUUACAAUACACUUAGACCAAGAUACAUUUCAUAAGUGCUUCAAAGUGUCAUGCAUAAACUGUCUAUUGAUCUAAUCACAGGUCAUUUUGAUCAAUUUCAUUUGAGUUGACCGGCACUUUUUCUCCCCAGUUGUCAACAUGCAGGCUCGUAUCCUGCCACAGAGAGCAUGGGCUGCAGCUAUCCCAACCAUCCUGUCUCACAAAGGUUUUGACACUCUACUCACCCCAACCCCUGAGUCACAGCAAGGUUCUGUCCAGCACACCCCGGCAUCACCCUUGGAGAGGUUUUUUGCUUGCACCAUCAUGAAGAAACACACCAGUAGAUUGGUGAACACAGAGCAGUCGGUAGGUCAACACUAUGAAAGUUCUAAACAAUGUUAGCACCACACAUAGCUGGCACAACACAUUCAGGGUACAUUGAUGUAGAUUUGAAAGAUAUGGUCUGGCAAGAAGAUAUUUUUGAAAAUAAUUUCUUCAUCUUUGGGCAUUUAAAAAUGAAGAUUUUUUUUUUUCUAAGCUAUCAAAGCAAAUUGUGUAUUUUUCUCUUUGGGCAGUUAUAUUUUGAAUGCCAUGGUCAAUUAAAGAUAAAAAAUGUUUCAUGAAACUAUGCUUAUAUAACUGGAGCAGUCAGAAGUGAACCCAAUGUAAAUUGCAGUGCUGGUAAUAUUGAUUUCAAUGUCUUUAAAAAAUUUAAAGCACACAAAAUGCUUCUCUUUUACUAAGCUUUAAAUUUUCUUCAUUUCAAAUAAUUAACCCUUUCAGUUGCUUUAAGGCUUUCCAGCCCUUACUCCUUAGUCUCAUUACAGUCAAAUUUCCCCCGUAACAACACGUCAUUUUCAACAUACUUUAGUGAAGGUAACUCUUCUUAACAAAGAGCCUAGUUAUAAACAGGAAGUGUCAAGCUCUUCUUUUGUCGCAGUUUGGUGGCUGUGCGCUUGAUUUUACACUUCUUUUGAUUUUUAAAAAAAUGUGCUGUGUUGACAGUAGAUGUAAGCUUAAUUGCAAUAGCCCUUUUAGAUCCCUUUAAAAGAAGAUGAAGAUUAAAUUGAUAGAUAUGACGGGUCUAUACAAUUGUGUUGUUUAAGAAAAAUUAGGUGUUACUGGUCCUAAUGUAGACUUAUUUUAAAUAAAAUUUCAUCUUUUCUAUACAAUUAUCUGUAUUUUUUUUUUAUGGUUGGAUUCAAGAUUGAUUUGUAAUAAAUUUUUUAAUUCAGCAACUUCUGAUAAAAAUGUAGUUAUUUCCCUUUGCCAGAUAAUUUCUUAACUGGCGCUAUGAUACUGAGAUGGUUCAUUUAAUCUUUAUUUAAACAUCUUUUUAUAACCAAAAUAUCUGAAAUAUUUUAAAAUGUAAAUGGAUGUUUUAGGAGGUAAAGUCGUGUAGUGUCAGCCCACAGUGGCAAGUGUCAUGGCAUAUGUUAUUUUGUUGUAACACCCAUAUGAACUCAACAGAUGCAGAUGAUACCCAGCAAUGAGCCUGGUGUCAUAUGUUUUAAAGUGGA
Messenger RNA from Lymnaea stagnalis (great pond snail), 1910 nucleotides. The record is from the annotation of a GenBank genome assembly. Lineage: Eukaryota; Metazoa; Mollusca; Gastropoda; Lymnaeidae.